Messenger RNA from Diospyros lotus (date-plum), 2212 nucleotides. Its product is annotated as nucleobase-ascorbate transporter 4. The coding region runs from base 456 to 2036 and encodes 526 amino acids. Gene Ontology annotation, molecular function: transmembrane transporter activity. Lineage: Eukaryota; Viridiplantae; Streptophyta; Magnoliopsida; Ericales; Ebenaceae. Gene Ontology annotation, cellular component: membrane. The transcript is spliced from 14 exons. Gene Ontology annotation, biological process: transmembrane transport. The record is from RefSeq and is a predicted model, not a curated record.
GAGAGAGAGCCUGACAAUGCAAUCAUAUCAUCACCAUCUCUGUCUACAUACAUACAUUUUGUGAGAGGGAGAGACUGUGUGUUACUUGUGGGUGGGUGUUAGUGAAGUGAGGGAUGUUGGUUGGUUGGUUUGGUUGCUUCCCAAUCGAAGAUUAUAGAUAGGAUCGAUUUACGCUUUCAUUCAGGGAAGGGGGGAGGGAGGAGGAGUUGGUUGCUCGGUUUGGGGUUUUUUCCCGUCACCAUCGAUCCUCAUCAUCAUCACGGUCAUUCUCAUAGUCCUCACGUCGCUCGCCUAAUCUACCUUCCUUCUUCCCCAUCAUAUACAUCAUUCUCUCUCGCCUCGCCCUCUCUCUCUCCCUCUCUCGCUACAUGUGUCUAUAGGGAUAGAAAUAUAUAUCUGUUGGACGAUCAGAAAAUUGCAGAGUGGAAGGAAGAAUUGGACAGAGAGAGAGAGAGAUGGCUGCUCUAGUGCCACACCCCGUGAAAGAGCAAUUACCUGGAGUCGACUUCUGUGUUAACAGCAAUCCUGCUUGGCCUGCAGCCAUAAUUGUGGGUUUUCAGCACUACAUAGUAAUGCUUGGGACUACUGUUCUCAUCCCCUCCAUCAUCGUUCCUCUAAUGGGUGGUGGCAACCGUGAGAAGGCAGAAGUGAUCCAGACUUUGCUAUUCGUUGCUGGAAUCAACACUCUGUUGCAAACUUGGUUUGGAACUCGGCUUCCUGUGGUGAUAGGAGCCUCAUACGCAUUUGUUUUUCCAGCUCUCUUUGUUGUUUUGUCCAAUAGAUAUAGUACCUACAUUGAUCCUCAUGAUAGGUUUAGAAGGUCAAUGAGAGGAAUACAAGGAGCUCUCCUGAUCGCAUCCGUUCUCCCAAUAUUAGCUGGUUUCUUUGGUGUCUGGAGAAUUUUGGUGAGGUUACUAUGUCCUCUGUCUUCUGUUCCUCUUAUUACAUUAGUUGGACUUGGACUCUAUGCGCAUGGUUUCCCACAGUUGGCACAAUGUGUUGAGAUUGGGCUUCCAGAGUUGAUUAUACUGAUUAUUUUAUCUCAGUACAUUCCUCAGUAUAUAAAAACCAAAGGAGGCAUAUUUGAGCGUUUUUUUGAACGAUAUGCUGUCCUAAUAUCAAUAGCAAUUGUAUGGGCGUAUGCAGCACUUCUGACUGCAGCAGGUGCAUACAAAAAUAGACCUCCAAAUACUCAGUUUAGUUGCCGUGUUGACCGUGCUGGGCUAAUAGGUGGUGCUCCUUGGAUAAGGUUUCCAUAUCCAUGGCAAUGGGGAGCUCCGACUGUAAAUGCCGGGGAAGUUUUUGUGAUGGCAGCUGCAGCAUUUGUUGCUCUUAUUGAGUCUACUGGGGCAUUUAAAGCAGCGGCAAGAUAUGGGAGUGCUACACCUAUUCCACCUUCUGUCAUUAGCCGUGGUGCUGGGUGGCUGGGAAUAGCCAUUUUACUGGAUGGUUUCUUUGGUACUGUCAGUGGCUCAACUGUAUCAGUUGAAAAUGUAGGUCUUUUGGCACUCACACGGGUUGGAAGCCGAAGAGUGGUACAAAUAUCAGCUGUAUUCAUGAUUUUCUUUUCUAUAUUUGGAAAAUUUGGAGCUGUUCUUGCAUCUAUACCGUUGCCAAUCUUCGGAGCUCUGUACUGCAUCUUGUUUGGCUAUGUGUCUUCAGCUGGUCUUGGUUUACUUCAGUACUGCAACCUCAACAGCUUUAGAACAAUGUUUAUAAUCGGCUUCUCACUCUUCAUGGGGCUCUCAGUGCCACAAUACUUCAAUGGGUACGUGGUGACUUCUGGCCAUGGUCCUGUUCACACUCGAUCAUCGUGGUUUAAUGAAAUCAUGCAAGUGAUUUUCACAUCCCCGGCCACAGUGGCAGCUAUUGUCGGUGUUUUCCUGGACUCCACAAUUGCCCGUCGCCACAGCUUGACUCGAGUUGACAGUGGCAGGCACUGGUGGGAGAAGUUCAGGUACUUCGAUAAAGAUCCCAGAAGUGAAGAAUUCUAUGCACUCCCCUGGGGCCUUUCCAGACACUUCCCUUCUGUCUAGCCUUUUGGAUUCUGGCACCAAGAAAAGAGGAGGAGGAAUAUUAAUUUUGUUCAAUCUCUUUGUGUCAAUAUAUACCGUGGUGUUUCUUGAACUCGGAAUAACAGAAAGAAGGAAAUAAUCAUGGUAUAGCACACUUUAUAUGGAGGGGAUGGCAAAACAGAUUAACUUGAUAUGAA